Sebastes umbrosus (honeycomb rockfish) is the source of this 6667-nucleotide messenger RNA. It is a transcript of the gene ppm1aa, whose product is annotated as protein phosphatase, Mg2+/Mn2+ dependent, 1Aa. Gene Ontology annotation, molecular function: protein serine/threonine phosphatase activity; manganese ion binding; magnesium ion binding. Lineage: Eukaryota; Metazoa; Chordata; Actinopteri; Perciformes; Sebastidae. The record is from RefSeq and is a predicted model, not a curated record. The transcript is spliced from 6 exons. Gene Ontology annotation, cellular component: cytosol; nucleus. Gene Ontology annotation, biological process: protein dephosphorylation; positive regulation of canonical Wnt signaling pathway; positive regulation of canonical NF-kappaB signal transduction. The coding region runs from base 412 to 1566 and encodes 384 amino acids.
ACCACUACACCAGGCUCCGCAGCGCAGCGCCGUUCCUGGUGGGCUCUGUAGCUCUGUAGCUCCACAGAAGAAGCUAACGUUAGCUAGCUAGCAAGCUGUCAAGCUGUGUAGUGGAGAGAGGCUGGGACCAGACAGCUUCCACCACACACAACGAAUCUGAGAGAAUAUACUUUAGAUCUUCAAGCUGAGAGAAUGUAAAGCAUCACGGAAGCUCCGCACUUCACACCGUUUCUAUGCACUGAGAGUCUUUGAGUGACGACUGCUCGUUGCUAAGCUACAAGGCUAGCUGGCUUUAGCUCAAACCCCCUAGUUUCGUCGGUGUAGCCUCUCUGGUGUGAACCCUUCUCACUGUCGUAGCUUCCGUUGCUGUCAACUACCAUUUUGGGAUAUUUUGGUCUGAAGAGGGACACAAUGGGUGCAUUCCUGGACAAACCAAAGAUGGAAAAAUACAAUUCCCGUGGUGAGGGCAACGACCUGAGGUAUGGGCUGAGUAGCAUGCAGGGCUGGCGGGUAGAGAUGGAAGAUGCACACACAGCAGUAAUUGGUCUGCCUCAUGGUCUCGACCCCUGGUCUUUCUUUGCUGUUUAUGAUGGGCAUGCUGGCUCUCAGGUGGCCAAGUACUGCUGUGAGCACCUGUUGGAGCACAUCACCAGCAACUCAGACUUCCAGAGUGCUCUGCAGGAGGACCCCUCUGUGGAGAGCGUGAAGACUGGGAUCCGCACAGGAUUCCUGCAGAUUGAUGAACACAUGCGAACCAUCUCCGAGAAGAAGCAUGGUGUGGACCGCAGUGGUUCCACCGCUGUGGGCGUGAUGAUAGCUCCGAAACAUACCUACUUUAUCAACUGUGGCGACUCACGGGGAAUCCUCAGCCGGGGCGGAGCUGUGCACUUCUUCACACAGGAUCACAAACCCAGCAAUCCUUUGGAGAAGGAAAGGAUCCAGAAUGCCGGUGGCUCAGUCAUGAUCCAGCGAGUUAACGGGUCCCUAGCUGUGUCUCGGGCUUUGGGAGACUUCGACUACAAGUGUGUGCAUGGAAAAGGCCCGACAGAGCAGCUUGUGUCUCCUGAGCCCGAAGUUUAUGCAAUAGAGAGAUGCGAGGGGGAAGAUGAAUUCAUUAUACUAGCUUGUGAUGGCAUCUGGGAUGUCAUGGCAAAUGAGGAACUGUGUGACUUUGUCAGGUCAAGGCUAGAGGUGACAGAUGAUCUUGAAAGAGUCAGCAAUGAAAUUGUUGACACCUGCUUGUACAAGGGAAGCCGGGACAAUAUGAGUGUUGUGUUAAUCUGCUUUCCUGGGGCACCAAAGGUAUCUCCAGAAGCAGUGAAACGGGAGGCUGAACUGGAUAAAUAUCUGGAGGGCAGAGUAGAAGAGAUCAUCAAAAAGCAGGGGGAUGAAGGUGUCCCGGAUUUGGUCCAUGUUAUGCGGACGUUAGCAUCUGAGAGCAUCCCUAACCUCCCUCCUGGAGGAGAGCUGGCAAGCAAACGAAGUGUUAUUGAAGCAGUGUACAACAAACUCAACCCCUACCGAAGUGAUGACACAGACUCUGCGUCCACAGACGACAUGUGGUAACACAACCUCCUACCACUAACACAGCAUAGAGUUUACAAACCACCAUCCUCUCAAGACCCACAGCAGCUCAGCUCAGCAGUCUGUCUCUCCGUCACUCUGAGCUUUUGGUUUCUAAGAAGGGAAUUUCAUGGGAGGAGGAGGAGGAGGAGGAGGAGGAGGAGGAGGAGGAGGAGGAGGAGGAAGAAGAAGAGGAGUUGCAUGCACACAAACCUGGAAUAGUGCAGCACCAGUCUACUCUGGAGUUCAGGAUCCCCACCGUCUUGUCUCCCCCUUUAUGUUCACCCACCUUAAUACUCUCCUCUAAAGUAAUCCAUAACAAGUGAGUCCCCAAGGUUUUCUUUCUUUUUGUUAAAUAAUCAGCUUCUUAAGUAGUAAGAUUUUUUUUUUUUGCUGUAAUUAAUUUGAUUCACAUUUCCUUGUGUGUGUUUGUAUAUUUCUGUUUUUGUGAAGUGCAAUUGUCCUGUACAAACAGCCUGUAUUUAAUGCAGCUUGAUUUUAAGUUAAAAAAUGAAAGAAAUGAAAAAGAGAACCUUUUAUGCACUAUCUGCCUUUUCCUGCUCUUCUGGAAUUGUAACAAAUGUCUAUUCAGUGAAUAUUACUGCUUGUCCUCCAGGCACAAUGUCUCUGCGCUUUUACUUUACUUUCCUUUUUUUUGUUUUUGUUUUUUCAGUUAGUCUAUGCUCCUUUAAGAAACGGGUAAAUUGUAUAGUUGACAGCACAGUAAGCUCUCUAUAUCAAACCAUUUAAAUCCUAAUUAUUUUUUUUUCCCCUGCGCUUUUUUAUUGUAUUUUAUUUUUGUACGUGGUUUUCUGUACAUGCUCAAAUAAUAAUGGCAAAGUGUUUCUCAGUCAUUUUGGAAAAAAUUAUCUUUUUUUUUUUUCAUUUCUUCGAGGCAUCUGAUGGAGAAAAAAAAUGACCCCUGUUAACACGUUUGUCUGUGCGAAUAGAUACUUGCAAGCGUGCGUGGGUGCUUGUGUGUAUGUAUGUGCGCACGUGUGUCAGUGUAAAGGCAGAUCUGUAUGUGCAACUCUAAUUUAAAAUUUGCUACGGUGGUUCAGACCAGGCUGGAGUUUAAGGGAAUCGCUCUCCCAGUGCUAACCCAUUGUCUGCGCUUGUUUCAGCCAGUGUUCCAUAUCAACCCAACAUAAGCUUUCACUACUUCUUAUUCCAAAAAAGCUUUGGAUAACAGAGUUUACAUGCUGUUACGCUAUUUGAACAACUUCAAGCUAUAUAUCACAACUAUACAGUAACCUGAGAUGACACAAGUAGUUCAAUUUACCCAUGGUGUACAAUGCAUCGCAGCUAGUCUAGUCUAGUCCAGACUAGUUAACACAUCUGUUGUGUCAUAUUUAAAUAUCAGUUUCUAAACAUGCGUUGUUACCAGUGCCCACUGUGGGUGCCAUAUGAUUUAUAAUCACUUGUUUCAGCUUUAUGACAGCCUAUGCCAAGUUUCUUUUUCAUGAGAUUCAGUUUUUUGUAUGUGGUACAGAUAGAUUUUUAGCUUCUACCUUUAACAUCUGCUAAUUUGACUGAUUUUGAUGGACUAUUUUAAAGAAAAUCACCCAUUACCAGUCUGCUGAUAGGACAAACUGUUGACUCUAAAGCUUACGGCUUAUUUUUAUUCCUCACACUGUCUUUAGUUGGACAUUCAAACCAAGAACAAAUCUGCUAACUGCGAUGAGUUCUCAUGGUUGUAUAGCACCUUUUUAUUCCUAGCGGGUUUGCUCUGCCUAAAAAAACCCUCCACCCCACGGCACCACAAGCCAGAGCACAAUACAGUUUGCUGCUAUAGUGUAUGAUCUGUGGGUUGAUUUUUAUUUUUUUUUCAGUUAAUUUCCCCCCUCCAAAAAGAUGAAUAGUCACUGACUAAAUCUGUAUUUAACACACACACCGUAGAUAUAUUUCUUGAGGAGAAAUGGUUUUAUUUCAGAUUUUUUUCUGUCAUUUUUUUUGUCUAAAAUUGCAUUGUUGGAAAUUUAUGUAUGUAUAUAUUUUUGACUUAAACUUUCAAGGAAUAAAUCAUGUCGCUUGAAUUAGUUUUUUUGCCAUGGACAAAAUGUGAUUCUGGUUUGUCUUGGGAUGGUUAGUGGAAUAUUUUUUGGCAAACAAAUAUUUCCCCUCUAAUCACUUACGUGUCCCUCUGAUCAACAAAGAGGGUUUGAGCUGUUUCAUUUAUAUAAUACAUAAUAAUAAUAAUGUACUAAAUUUGUAACUUCAUUUAUCACAAUGACAAUCCUAACUAUUUCACCGCAUUUAGGUUUGUCGUGUUAGCAAAUCUAAACAUCUUUAACACAACACAGACUUUAAUUAGCUGCUUUCUAAUAUGCUUUUGUGGCAAAAAAAGGCCAAAGACACGCAAAUUGUGAUGGUAAAGGAGAACCGAGCUGUAACCCUGUAAAAGAUGUUAAAAAUGUUAAGCUAUUAGAAAGUGAUGUUAACUUUAUUUUGAGAUUUCCAGCUUUUUAAAGGUACCCUCUGGAGUUUUUGACCACUGGUGGCGCUGUAGAGAAACGUUUUGAUGAGCUGGUCCUCGCUCUACUAGCGUGACACAUGACUGCAGGGGGGCAGCGAUGUGUUUAUCAACAGUUGGUGUCAUGGCAACGAGGCAUGAGAAACAAACUGGUGUAAAAAGUGCAAGGUUUCAAAACAGAAAAAAAGCCAUUGAAACUCUUUUGUGAUGUUUGAAAUAGCACUGAGCAUGUUUGUUAGGCCUUAAAGAUGCGCACAAUGCAUUUUGGUAAGAAAUGUUGAAUGUAAACAUAACUGUGUUUACAGUGGAAACUCCAUAUGGUACCUUUAAACAGCCAGUCACCUGAGAAAUGACAUGAAUAAUAGCAGUAGAUUUCUUUGUGUGUGUGUUUGCAUGAAAAUGUGGUUUUACCUCCUCAUAAAAAAGCAAAAAUGCAACAAAAACAAACAGUAAAAAUACAGAUUAAUUCACAUCUUGUGGUUUAAAAUUACAGUAUUGUAUUCCUACCACAAUACUCACCAAUACUACUGUGCUCACAUCAUGUAAAAUGAAAACUCGACAAGUCAGUUAAUUCAGUAUGUUUGAGAAAAAAAGUAAUGCCUUUUAUUUAUGCUUUAGAUGAGCAGUUUUAUUUUGCGAUGCAUUGCUUGUAUUUGUUAAGUGAGUGCACUAAACGUCUCUCUUAUCAAACAGUUUUCAGCACCCGGCUGCUAAUUGCAAACCUGGUAGGUGUUGAUGACUCUUAAAGCAGCAUUUCAUGCAAUUUUCUUCACGCUUUAAAUAAUUAAUUCUUUGCAUCUUGAGUCCAUCGAUUCCCCCCACGCCCCCCCCCCCCACGCCCCUGUACUGUCCUGCAUUGCCCCUAGAGAUUUACAAGUCAGGAUGUGGCCCUUAAAAUGAUGUUGGUUAAUUGCCCAUUUCCAUAACACACCACAGAAUGAAAAAUGUAGAAACUAGCUUUCUAAUAAUAUUAAUUGCUGUAGCUGUUAAGAGAUGACCUGGCUGUGAUCUGUCACAUCUGGGCGUAGUUGUUUAAAUUAUGUAUAAUUUCCAUUGUUAGUCCCCCAUCUCCAACAAAAAAAUGAACAAAAAAAAAAGAUCCCAAGCAUUUAUUCUCCUUGUUUUCAUUUUUCAUUAACUGAAAUACCUCACAACAUUUAUAGGAAGUGUUUUUGUCUUGUGUUAUGUAGAUCCAAACUGUUCAGAAAGUAGUUCACGUGUGGAGACUUUAAUGAAAGCCGUUUGUUUUUGUGCUUCUCCCCUAGAGGUUAUGAUUUUAACACUGAUAUAUAUGAGUGGGAUAAGCCUGUGCUCAUGUACAGUAUUUGACUGAAUUGUGCUGAUGUUAACAAAACAAGUAUCAGUUUAAGUGACUACUGCAAAUGACAACUUAUUUUAGUAACUAGUAACACUAUUGGCCUUGUCGUGAAAGCUGACCCCAUCCCCCCCUCACUAGAACAAAUGCUCACCUGUGUAAUUUCACCAAUUUGUCUACUCGUGCGACGCUCACUUAGCUCAAAUCUAGAAUUGUAUUGAGAGUUCAGGGUUUUAGAAAUGUGUGAGAAGUGACUAAAUGACAAAAGUCAUAUGCACUGAUCAUCUGUAUAAUCAGCUUUUGUUUUCAGAAAAUUGUUAUUGUAGAAAAGAUUGCAAAGCUAUUUACAGAGUUACCUUUGGUUGCCUGGAAUGCAUCCUGUAUAUUCUUGUACGGAGGACUACCUGGCAGAAGAGAUUUUAAAUGCUCGCGCCCUCUUGUACAUAUUGAUGUACCUCAGUUGUGGCGUUUACUGUGCGACCCUUAGCAGUUUAUUUGUCCCCUCACAGGGCGACCUGAGCCUCACUUUGCUGACCCUUUUCAGCUCAUAAAUAAGCUCACCGAUUUGCCUUACCCGAUCUCAUGUUGCCCCCCUAAAGUACUUGUUCAACAAAACACUAUGAGGAGGAGUAAUGCUGCUGACGUUACACUCUUUAGAUUCAAAUCUGUCCCCAUGUUAGGGUACUUAAGCUAUCGACAAAGUGACUUUGUCCUGGUUGUUGUCACAUGGUACAACUUUUCAACCAUCGCUGGUUUGUACGCUUCCUCCCCCCCUCAUCUUUACCUUAUUGAAUCUCGGUCUUUAAAGCUUAUUUAAUUUCUCACUGCAGAUGAUGUCAUACUUUCAACUAAUGCAAGUGUUUUAACAUGGUAACCUCGUAAGCAUUCAAAAUGUGCAUACAUACAUUCAUGUCUGCUAUAUUUAUGAUUACAUUCAAGAAUAGCUUUAGAGUGCUGUAGAUAAGUAUUGUCAAUGUUGAUUCAAAUGCUUCUCAGAGGCCUCUGUGAGUGAUUUUACAAAGUUCAAUAACUGUAUAUUUUGUAUUAUGUUCUAGCUCCAAAGGAAUGGCAGGAAAAAAAAAAAAAGAAAAUGUUUAAAAAAGCUUUGUUCCCUGAACUAAAUUGUACUAUUUGUGUUGUCGAUUGAACAAAUUGCAUUCCUUGCUUGUGAAUUGAUGCAUUUCUCUCCCUGCUCCUUACAUUUUCUCCCCCUUCUUUCCCUCCUUUCUUUCAUUUUUUAGCCUUUGAAGUUUGAAUAAAAUUUCUAGUUUGCAGAAUGUAUUACUAAAUAAAUGGGUUGUCAUCUUGUACCUCUC